CCUCGCUCCGUUGCACAACCAACUCUUGCUCCUCUCCAUCUCUGUACAUCUCAUCCGUCUUGCACGAUGGGCGGAGAAACACACAACACCAACACAAUGACCUCAUCGACAGCUCAAUACCCACAGCUUGCCGCUCGUCCCAAAGGCAAGCUGAUCCACGACAUCUAUCGCGAUCGCUUGAACCAAUUCACCUCAGGUGGCCAAUACAAAGAACAAGGUCUCCUAGGCAAAAUCUACAAUGGCCGACUCGGCGAGGAUCACGUCCACCUAUCCGUCUGGUCCGCACCCGACCUCACACGCCCCACCUUCGCCGAAGCUACCGAUUCGGAGAACACUUACAAAAAGACACGCAAAGGCGAGAGCUUUGGCCCCAGUUGGAGCACGCAUUGGUUCAGAGUCGAGUUUACUGUUCCUACAGAAUGGAAAGAUGAAGAACGAGUCGAGUUACACUGGGAUUCCUCCAGUGAGGGGUUGGUUUGGACACAUGAUGGCAAGCCAUUGCAAGGGUUGACCGGCAAUGGCGAGAGGAUCGAGUGGAUUGUUCCAGAUAGCUAUCGCACAGGAAAGGAAGAGACGAUCUAUAUUGAAAUGGCGUGUAAUGGGAUGUUUGGCAAUCCCACUGGCGGUGAUACCAUCCAGCCUCCAGAUCCGAACCGAUAUUUCCGAUUACAGUUGGCGGACCUGGUGAGCGUGAAUUUGGAUGCGAGAGCAUUGUUCUAUGAUUUCUGGAUCUUGGGCGAUGCGGCUAGAGAGUUCCCGCAAGAUUCGUGGGAGGAACAUCGCGCGUUGACGAUUGCGAAUGAGGUGAUUGACGCGUUCAUUGCUGGCAAUGGGUCAAAAGAGGCGAUUAAAGAAUGCAGGAAGAUUGCGAAGAAAUAUGUGGGCGACAAGGUGGAUGGACCGGAGGUGUAUGAGUUGACGGAGAAGGAUCCGUUGAGAGAGGUGUUGGUCUCCGGAAUUGGACACUGCCAUAUUGAUACCUGCUGGCUGUGGCCUUGGGCGGAGACAAAGAGGAAAGUCGUGAGGAGUUGGAGUAACCAGUGUGACCUGCUGGAUCGUUACCCGGAGCAUCGAUUCUGUGCUAGUCAGGCACAGCAGUACAAGUGGCUGGAAGAGUUGUACCCUUAUGCCUUCGACCGCGUCAAGAAUCAUGUGAAGAAGGGCAACUUUCAGCCCAUUGGUGGCAGUUGGGUGGAGCACGAUACCAAUAUGCCUUCUGGAGAAUCACUGGUUAGGCAGUUCUUGUAUGGGCAGCGAUACUUUGAGUCGAGAUUUGGCCAGCGAUGCAGGACGUUCUGGCUUCCAGACACGUUCGGAUACUCGUCGCAGAUCCCUCAGCUCUGCAGGCUCGCUGGCAUGAAUCGCUUCUUCACUCAAAAGCUGAGCUGGAACAACAUCAACAACUUCCCCCACACCACUUUCAAUUGGGUCAGUCUCGAUGGCAGUCAGGUCAUAUGCCACAUGGCACCUUCGGAGACGUACACUGCGGAAGCACACUUUGGCGACGUAAAGCGGUCAGUCACACAGCACAAGAGCAUGGAUCAAGAUCCUACAUCUCUGCUUGUGUUCGGUAAAGGUGACGGAGGUGGAGGCCCAACAUGGGGCCACAUUGAGAAGCUCCGCAGAUGUCGCGGUAUUGCAGACAAUGUCGGACUCCUGCCUCGUGUGCAUAUGGGCCGAAGCGUCGAGGACUUUUUCGAUCGCCUGGAGAAGAACGCAGCAACCGGCAAGACGGAGUUUGUCACCUGGUACGGUGAGCUCUACUUUGAGCUUCACAGAGGUACAUAUACUACGCAAGCGAACAACAAGAAAGGCAACCGCAAGUCGGAGGUACUGCUACACAACAUUGAGUAUCUCGCGACAAUGGCCACCUUGCAUGACAAGGACUACAAAUACCCAAAGAAGGAAAUUGACUCGAUGUGGGAGAGUGUAUUGCUCUGUCAGUUCCACGACUGCUUGCCUGGAUCUUCGAUCGAGAUGUGCUAUGACGACUCUGACAAAGAGUAUGCGAAGGUGUUCAAGACUGGCCAGAAGGUCUUGCACGAGGCCUUGAAGUCGCUGGGUUUUGUCGAUGACAAAACUGCUCAGCCCGUAGCAAUAAACACCCUGGGUUGGCCACGUACUGAUCAGGAGCUUGUUGGACUCCGCUACCCAGAGGUCGUUGGACAGCCUGCUGGGACACAGACUCUCGUCAAACGCGCUACCGAAGAAGCUUCCGUGAAAGAGCUUGACGAUGGCGCAUUUUCGCUUCAAAAUUCGAAACUGGCAUUGACGGUCGCUGGUGGAGUCAUCACCUCGCUUUACGACAAGGCUGCCGAUCGAGAAGUCCUGCCUAAAGGAGGGAAGGCCAACCAGCUCGUGCUCUUUGACGACAAGCCACUGUACUGGCAAGCAUGGGAUGUGGAAGUCUUCCACCUCGAGUCGCGGCAGGAAUUGAAGGCGACGGGCAAGACUGAGAUUACGGAGAACUCGACUCAGCGCGUGGCGGUGACCACGAAGACGCAGAUCUCUGACAAAUCAUGGAUCAAGACUACUAUCGCGCUGAAUGCGGCAUCGGACGAAGCUGAAACCUCGUAUGUGGAAGUUGAGGCAGAGGUCGAGUGGCACGAAACGAUGAAGUUCCUGAAGGUUGAGUUCCCAACGACCAUCACCAAUACUGAAGCUUCGUACGAAACCCAAUUCGGCAUUAAUCGACGACCUACUCACUACAAUACGUCUUGGGACAUGGCCAAGUUCGAAGUCUGCUGCCACAAAUGGGCUGACUUGAGCGAGUACGGCUAUGGUGUUUCUAUCCUCAACGACAGCAAGUACGGCUUCGCCACGACCGGCAAACUGAUGCGUCUGUCUCUGCUCCGUGCACCCAAGGCACCGGAUGCCCACGCUGACAUGGGACACCACAAGAUUCGCUGGGCGAUUUUACCGCACGCUGGCCCUCUCGAUCACCGCACAGUCCGCGCCGCGGCGGAGUUCAACAACCCGAUGAUUGCUCAUCGUCAUCCAGAAGUUCAAAGCGUGAAGGAACUCUUCUCCGCUUUUAAGUUGACAGCUGAUUCUUCGCCUAGCCUCGUUGUUGACACCGUGAAGCGUGGCGAGGACGAUGCCGAUGUCAGUGUCGACGACCUCCGAGUGAAAGACGGCAGACAUGUUGUGUUGCGAAUUUAUGAUUCACUUGGUGGUACUUCUCGAGGCACGAUUGCGUUGGGACCGAUCAAGGUGCACAAGGCGUGGAAGUCGAAUAUCCUGGAAGAUGAAGAUGAAGAAGUCAAGGUGGGGAAGAAUGGUAUUGGUAUUGAGUUGAGAGCUUUUGAGGUUGCGACCUACAAGCUGCUUGUCGGGUGGGCUUAGGAGGCCCGCCCGACAAAGCAGCUGAGGAUUUCGAACUGGAGUCUCAGUCGAGGAGGCCUGAAGUGAGGACCAGGACAGUGAGUGAGGUCUGGAGGUGUGUAUGGACAGAAUGACGAAUGGAUAGGGGAGCGCACAGCAUUGGAUGGGGUUUCAAAGGGUUGUAUCACUAAACAAAGUUCGGCACCUAAGACGAAACGAUCAUCACACAUGACUCUAUGAAGAAUUCGAAAGACCACCACGAUGAUCCAAUGUGUCGUAGAUCCAUGGCAAGAGAAAUACAGCUACCGAGCCGACCCUGAUGGAGCAAGCUCUAGAAGCAAGAAAGCCAGCAACGCAUCUGCGUCUCUCGUCCCCAGGUAUCCGUCUUCUUGACUUCUACUGCCCAGGCCCCAACCACACCAUCCCCUCCCCUCUCGCGUUCUCCGCUCUUUCUUCGCCACCAA
Messenger RNA from Cercospora beticola, 3788 nucleotides. RefSeq names its product alpha-mannosidase (gene AMS1). Gene Ontology annotation, cellular component: fungal-type vacuole membrane. Gene Ontology annotation, biological process: mannose metabolic process; oligosaccharide catabolic process. Gene Ontology annotation, molecular function: alpha-mannosidase activity; carbohydrate binding. The record is from RefSeq and is a predicted model, not a curated record. NCBI's taxonomy places the organism in Eukaryota, Fungi, Ascomycota, Dothideomycetes, Mycosphaerellales, Mycosphaerellaceae.